AUUACACCCUUUGUCUGCCACGCCCGGUCAUCGGGUCGGUUCGGGUCAAAACUUCUCUCGGAUCUCCAAGCUGUUGCUUUGGUUUGGCUGUUUCCAUACCAUUCCAUUCCAUUCCACCUCCGAGUCGACUCAGUACACGCUCGUUCUCUUCUCCAAUCCAAACCAUCGUUGAAUCAUUCCGUCUGCGGGUCGAAUUAGCCCUCUUUGAUUUUCCUUCUGUGGGUCGAAUUAGGUUUUUCCUUUGACUGGGAGAUGCAGAAACUGGGUGAUUUCAAGCUGCCUCCUUUUUUCAAUUACCCGCCGUACUUCACUUUGCAGCCAGUUAGGGAGACCCGGGAGAAGCAAAUACAACUUUGGAAGGAGCUCAUCCUUGAUUACUGUAGAACACAAAAGAUAUUUGUCAUUGGACUUGAAGAAGAAUUCCCUCUGUUCUCAAAUACUGUGAUUGAGAGAUCGCUUACUCAUGAAGCUCGGCAAGCUUUCCUCUCUGCCUUGGUAUCAGAAGGACGUGCUGAAUGGUUGGACAAAGUAAGAAGAAAAUGUCUCAUUCUAUGGCACCGCAUCCAAGACUGGGCUGACAUUAUUGUUAAUUUUGUAAAAGAUAAUGGAUUGGAGGACAGCGUCAUGACUGUUGAGGAAUUACGUUCGGGGACUGAAUCACGGGGAACAGAGCUUCAAGGUUUGGACCGAACUAUUCUCUUGCGAGCUUUGAAGCUGCUUGAGCACAAGGGGAAGCUCGCAAUCUUCAAAGGGACUUCUGCUGAUGAUGAAGGCGUCAAAUUCUCCAUCUAGAUCUAUGGACAAAUUUCUGCAGAGAGGAUGCCUGCAUGUAUUAUUGCCGUUGUAAAUGGUGAUCAGUUUGAUGCCUCUGAAAUUUUUACGUUCUGUUUACCGGAAAACUUUACCUGAAAACUGUCAUGAGUAAUCAAAAGAAUUGCACUUUUGUUAUCGAUUAAAUUCCGAUGCAGUUGCAUA
Messenger RNA from Punica granatum (pomegranate), 975 nucleotides. The record is from RefSeq and is a predicted model, not a curated record. Lineage: Eukaryota; Viridiplantae; Streptophyta; Magnoliopsida; Myrtales; Lythraceae.